This is a messenger RNA of Penicillium waksmanii, 927 nucleotides long. Its product is annotated as polysaccharide deacetylase family protein. Bases 1 to 927 code for a protein of 308 amino acids. The record is from RefSeq and is a predicted model, not a curated record. Gene Ontology annotation, molecular function: hydrolase activity, acting on carbon-nitrogen (but not peptide) bonds. Gene Ontology annotation, biological process: carbohydrate metabolic process. The transcript is spliced from 4 exons. Lineage: Eukaryota; Fungi; Ascomycota; Eurotiomycetes; Eurotiales; Aspergillaceae.
AUGGGCCCUAAACGCGUUCUCAUCACAUAUGGCGUCGACGUCGAUGCUGUCUCCGGGUGGCUCGGCUCGUAUGGCGGCGAGGACUCGACGAACGACAUUAGCCGGGGCCUCUGGGCGGGAACAAUUGGAACUCGUCGUCUCCUCAAGCUAUUCGACAAGUACGACAUCAAGACGACAUGGUUUAUUCCUGGCCACUCGUUGGAAACCUUCCCUGAAGACAUGGCGGCGGUCCGCGAUGCUGGUCACGAAAUCGGACUUCAUGGAUACUCGCACGAGAAUCCGACUGAUAUGAGCAUUGAACAACAACGUGAUGUUUUGGAUAAGACCUACCGUAUGCUCACCGAGUUUGCGGGAAAACCGCCGCGGGGUAGCGUGGCACCUUGGUGGGAGACGAGCCAGGAAGGUGCUCAGUUACUCCUGGACUAUGGUAUCGAGUACGAUCACAGCAUGAGUCAUGAGGACUGUCAGGCAUACUAUCUGCGCACCGGCGACAGCUGGACGAACAUCGACUAUAGUAAGAAGGCGGAGACUUGGAUGAAGCCCCUGGAGCAUGGACCACAGACGGGACUGGUUGAGAUUCCAUCGAACUGGUAUAUUGAUGACCUGCCUCCUAUGAUGUUCAUCAAGAAGGCGGCAAACAGCCACGGGUUCGUCAACCCGCGAGAUGUGGAGGAUAUCUGGCGGGACCAUUUCGAUUAUUUCUACCGCGAGUAUGACGAGUUUAUCUUUCCCAUUACCAUUCAUCCGGAUGUGUCUGGGCGACCACAUGCGCUGUUGAUGCAUGAACGUCUGAUCGAGCACUUCAAGAAACACGAUGGGGUAGAGUUCGUGACGAUGGAGCAGCUUUGCGAUGACUUCAAGAAGAAGAACCCAGUUCCUGAAGGGGCACUUAUGCCAGCUCCAGUCGGAGAGAUCCUGAAGAAGUAA